Molecule: messenger RNA, 2743 nt
Organism: Trifolium pratense (red clover)
Lineage: Eukaryota; Viridiplantae; Streptophyta; Magnoliopsida; Fabales; Fabaceae
Product: pentatricopeptide repeat-containing protein At4g22760-like
Biological process (GO): RNA modification
Molecular function (GO): RNA binding; protein binding
Source: RefSeq, a predicted model, not a curated record
GAAACUUGUGCCUGUGUCCUGUUUCAAGUUUCAAAUUUUAAGAAAACAAUAAAUAAAAAUGGUUGCUACAAAAUUGACAACAUUGAUGAAAAACUGUUCAACUGUAAAACAAGCAAAACAAAUCCAUGCACAAAUCUUAACCAAUGCACUUACCCAUCUUCAACCUCUCUUCAUUCAUCGCAUUCUCCUCUGUGAAAUCACCAACUACAAAACUAUAUCACAUUAUAUCCUCUCAAUUCUUCAUCAUCUUCAAAAUCCAGAUUCCUUCUCAUGGGGUUGUGUCAUUCGAUUCUUCUCUCAAAAGGGUAAUUUCACUGAAGCUGUUUCUCUCUAUAAUCAAAUGAGGAGGAUUGGGUUGUGUCCAAAUUCACAUGCUAUAUCCUCUGCUCUCAAGUCUUGUGCUAAGAUUGAGGAAAAUUUGUGUGGUGUAUUGAUUCAUGGGGAAGUUCAUAAAUUUGGAUUUAAUUCUUGUGUUUAUGUGCAAACGGCUCUUCUUGAUUUGUACUGUAAAAUUGGUGAUGUGGGGAUUGCACGUAAGGUGUUUGAUGAAAUGACUGAGAAAAAUGUUGUUUCUUGGAAUUCUUUGUUAAGUGGGUAUAUAAAAGCUGGUAACUUGGAUGAGGGGCAACGUUUUUUUUAUGAGAUUCCUAGGAAGGAUGUCAUAUCUUGGAACUCUAUGAUUUCUGGAUAUGCGAAAGCAGGAAAAAUGGAUCAAGCUUGUUUUUUGUUUCAACAAAUGCCUGAGAGAAACUUUUCCUCGUGGAAUACAAUGAUUACUGGUUACAUUGAUUGUGGAAGCAUUGUGUCAGCAAGAGAAUAUUUUGAUGCAAUGCCAAGGAGAAAUAGUGUCUCUUUGAUAACUAUGAUUGCCGGGUAUUCAAAGAACGGGGAAGUUGGCUCUGCUCGUGAGGUCUUUGACCAGAUGGUUGAUAAAGAUUUGCAAUCAUAUAAUGCUAUGAUAGCUUGUUAUGCUCAAAAUAGCAAACCUAAAGAAGCCCUUGACCUAUUUAAUGGCAUGUUAAAACCCGAGAUCUCCUUACAUCCUGACAAGAUGACUUUGGCUAGUGUUAUAUCAGCAUGUUCACAAUUGGGGAAUCUAGAACAUUGGCGCUGGAUUGAGUCGCACAUUAAUGACUUUGGAAUUGUAUUGGAUGAUCAUUUGGCCACUGCGUUAAUCGACUUGUAUGCAAAGUGUGGGAACAUUGAUGAGGCAUAUGAGCUAUUCCGUGGACUGAGAAAGAGGGAUGUGGUUGCAUAUUCUGCAAUGAUAUAUGGAUGUGGAAUAAAUGGAAGGGUGUCAGAUGCAGUCGAGUUAUUUGAACAGAUGGUUGGAGAGUGUGUCAGCCCUAAUUUGGCCACCUAUACUGGAAUUCUGACUGCCUACAAUCAUGCUGGAUUGGUUGAAGAAGGUUACCGGUGCUUUAACUCCAUGAAGGACAAUGGCAUCAUGCCUUCAGUUGAUCAUUAUGGAAUCAUGGUUGAUCUUUUGGGGAGGGCCGGACAGUUGGAUGAAGCUUAUAAGCUUAUAAUAAAUAUGCCAAUACAACCAAAUGUUGGUGUUUGGGGAGCUCUACUUCUUGCCUGCAGAUUACAUGACAAUGUAAAGCUUGGGGAAAUAGCUGCCCAGCAUUGCAUUAAGCUGGAGAGUGAAACAGCUGGUUACUAUUCUCUUCUUUCUGGUAUAUAUGCUACUGCUGGAAAAUGGAAUGAUGCCAAGAAGUUGACGUCGGGUGUGGAAGGAAAGAAAAUUAUCAAGAUACCUGGUUGUAGUUGGACACAGCUCAUGUGACGUGUCACUCAACUAAUGUAACUUUUCCAUGAGAUUGGGAAAAUAAUGUACACAUAAUAUCGCUAUAACUUGGGCGCAUAUUACAUAUGCUUUCAAUGUGUACAUGACAAUUUUUUAGGGAUGGAAUUGUGUCAAUGAAAUGGUACUAAAGAGUGCGAGGAAGGUAAUUUAGCAUGUGCUUUAGAGUCAUAAUUGUUCAAUAUGUUUGAGGGAUCUCUGCAGCUCUUGGUUCUACAACCUCAGGCUCAUCUUUUCUUCCGCAUCCACUUCUUACCCUUUCACUCCAACAUAAGUCGAACAUUCCUUUGUCCCAGAUUCGUGGUUACACAAAGUAAACUUGAAUUGCAGCUGCAUGACCAUGGAUACAGCCCUAAGAGUCUAAGACAUCAUGAGCCAGGAUGCAAUGGCCUGGAAGUCGUUGGCCUCGCGUGUCUGGGGAUGCACUGGUUUAAGAUACAAUUACAAGGGUAUGUAAGAUUUCCAUGAUUGAUAUGAAAAUGAAGCAACCACGCGAAAGGACAAAGAUGCUAAGUUAUGAAUGUAUGUGACGCCUUUUCCAAACAAACUUAGAUUCUCAGUUGUGGUAGGGAUGAAACAUCUUCAAUCAUCUUGGAUGACAGGCACUAUAAUCACACACUCCUACUUGUGUUUCCACACGCCUGGGAUGUUGAAAGCUGCUUCCACAUUCAGUUGGCAUUGGUACUGCUACAAACUUUCAUAGCAACUGUAGCCACAUGUAUAAUGUUACUUAUUAGAGAUAUAGUUAGAUGGAGAUUUGUAGUUAGUUAAAAACUUGUUGGCCGCUAUAAGUAGGUUUGAUGUAAUCAGUUGUAUAUAUUUUUAAGGAGAAAUGCUUAUUUUACCAAGGUAUUGUAAACAAAACACGCGAAUGACGUGAGAAUCAUGUUCUCAUUAUCUUUCCUCAAAAAAAAAUCUCCUAUAUUUCUUCUUAAA